This is a messenger RNA of Trifolium pratense (red clover), 2950 nucleotides long. RefSeq names its product pentatricopeptide repeat-containing protein At1g13040, mitochondrial. The transcript has a single exon. NCBI's taxonomy places the organism in Eukaryota, Viridiplantae, Streptophyta, Magnoliopsida, Fabales, Fabaceae. The record is from RefSeq and is a predicted model, not a curated record. Gene Ontology annotation, molecular function: protein binding. Bases 155 to 1717 code for a protein of 520 amino acids.
GUGUCAUUUUUUCGCUUCCCUCUCCUUCGAACUCUCGAGAGGAGAAAAGUAAAAGAAGAAACACAAAACACAAACACAAAUACAAGAAUGAACAACAACAAAUGAAUGAACAAAUGAAUGAACGUUGCUAUGCAUUUGGAAAAAAAUCCAUGAUAUGUAUCACAGUGUCGGUGCACGGCGCCUAUUAUACCGUUCUCAAAUAUCUUACUACGUUAAAGCUGGUCUCAUUGACACUGCAAUCCAAGUGUUCGACGAAAUGUCUCAAUCAAAUUGUCGUCCUUUCAGCAUCGAUUACAAUCGUUUCAUCGGCGUUCUCCUCCGUAACUCUCAUCUCGACCUUGCCCAUAACUACUACCACCGCCACGUCAUCCCCAAUGGUUUCUCUCUCACACCUUUCACUUACUCACGUUUCAUUUCCGCUCUUUGUUCCGUCAAAAACUUCUCUUUGAUCGAGUCUCUGCUUCGUGAUAUGGAUGCUCUUGGCUAUGUUCCUGAUAUUUGGGCUUUCAAUAUUUAUCUCAACGUUCUCUGCCGCGAAAAUCGGUUAGAAGCGGCUCUUGAGUUUUUUCGCACAAUGCCUUUGAAGGGAAGAGAGCCUGAUGUUGUUAGUUAUACUAUUAUCAUUGAUGCAUUGUGUAAAGCGAAAAGGUUUGACGAGGUUGCUCGUGUUUGGCGUGGUUUGAUUGGGUCUGGGUUGAAGCCUGAUGUAAAGGCUUGUGGUGCAGUUGUUGUUGGGUUGUGUAGUGCUGGUAAAGUUGAUUUGAGUUAUGAGCUUGUUAUUGAUGUGAUCAAUGGCGGGGUUAAGGUUAAUUGUUUGGUUUAUAAUGCUUUGAUUAGUGGGUUUUGUAAGAUGGGUAGGAAUGGGAUUAAAAAGGCGAUGGUGAUUAAGGGGUUUAUGAGUAAGAAUGGGUGUGUGCCGGAUUUGGUUACUUAUAAUAUUUUGUUGAAUUAUUCUUGUGAUGAGAUUAUGCUUGAUGAGGCUGUGAAGUUGGUGGAGACGAUGGAGAGGAGUGGUGUGGAGCCUGAUUUGUAUAGUUAUAAUCAGUUGCUCAAGGGUUUUUGUAAGGCUAAUCAGGUGGAUAGGGCUUAUUUGACUAUGGUCAAGAAGAUGCAGAGUAAAGGGUUAUGCGAUGUUGUUUCUUACAAUACUAUUAUUUCGGCUUUUUGUAAGGCGCGGAACACCGAGCGAGCUUACAAAUUGUUUGAGGAAAUGCAUAGGAAAGGGAUUCAACCGGACGUGAUAACGUUCACUGUACUCAUAGAAGCGUUUUUUAGGGAAGAUGGUUCUGGUACUGAUGUUGCCAAGAAGCUUCUUGAUCAAAUGACAGCGAUGGGGAUUGUUCCUGACGUAAUAUUCUAUACCACAAUAUUUGAUCAUCUGUGCAAGUCCGGGAAUAUGGAUAGGGCUGUUGGUGUUUUUUGUGACAUGGUGGAGAAUGGAGUAAGUCCAGAUGUGGUCUCAUACAAUGCACUCAUAAAUGGGUUUUGCAAGGCUUCUAGAGUUAUGGAUGCUAUGCGUCUAUAUGAAGAAAUGCAGGUUAAAGGAUUAUUUCCGGAUGAGGUCACUUUCAAGUUGAUAGUUGGAGGGCUCAUUAAGGGAAACAAAAUUUCAGAGGCAUGUAGGGUCUGGGAUCAGAUGAUGGAAAAAGGCUUUACACUUGACAGACAUCUCUCUGAGAUUCUAGUCAAUGCCAUUCAGUCAAGAGAUGGCACAUGAGCAUUGUAUUGGUUUGCAUUGUGAUCCUCUUAACUUCAUCAUGCCUUUCUUUCAAAUGGCAGAGCUACUUAAACGAUUUUCUCUCUACACACUACAUGAAUAUGUAGCAAACUGGUGAAGUUACUUUAUUUCUGCAGGGAAUGGCACCUGCGAAUCAGUAUAACCAUUUCCAUGCUGCUCGUGGUUCAAUCCCGUGCCUUUGCAUUGGGUACAAGACACUUCUAAUUCACUGGCCAGCUGACAACUUCUGGUAGAGAAUCCAUAACAAGGACUGUCCUGUAAUGGUUUCUAGCUUCCAGUGGAAGUGGUGUGCAAGUUUUGUUUCAUAUUGUCAACAGACAUUCAGCUGGCGGAUUGAAUUUGCCAAUACAAUGUUCUCUUUGGCCAUUUUUAUACACGGGGAGCUAUUGGUCUGAAUCUCAGCCAGCACAAUUGAUAUCAGUAAUUAAUUGAUAUCAGUGUUUCUUUGGAAUAAGAGUGAUUCUGAAUACUAUGGCUCUGUUCUAUUUGAUUAAAUCGUUGAUGAGUGGCAGCUCAAUUAAGAUUGACUCAUCAAGUUUUGUGUGGAAGACACUUCGAUGAUAAAUAUUUUGUCAUUUGAUGGUUGCUUACUACUAAUCAAAGUACAGAUCCCUUUUUUGUAUAACAACCCAUAAUGUUAGUGAAUAGAUGUUUUGUUUCACCGGGACAAAGUCUAUGGUAUUUUACCAUACCAUCUGUGCAUUGAUGUGUUGCAGAGCAUAAGUUUGAACCAUGGAUGUAAUAUUCCUUGUAAACCUUGUGGGCUACAUCCAAGGUUUCACAUCUCAAGCAUUGUGGGAGCUUCGGUAACAGACUGGCGGCUUUACUAUAUGUGUUUAUCUAGACUCAACAGAGAAUUACAAAAAUGCAGGGUAGCCUUGUUAGGUUUCAAAGUUCAAUUUUAUUUUAUUUAUUGAAGGGAAAGUUCAAAUUUUUUAGAUUCAGGGAAAACUGUGAUGCUGACACAAGAUCCACAUAUUUGAAUUAGAAUAGGAGGAAUGUGUAUUUGUUGGACUACACUGUCGUAAAUUCGGACUUGUCUGACAUAUAUUAGGAUUAUUUUCAGUGAAUGUUGAUGCUUCUGUCUCUACCUGCAGGACGGAACAUCAAGCUUGUCUAAUGAAAUGUUACCCUAAUCAUUCAUUACUUUACAGAUGUAUGUUUCUUCUUUUACUUCAGCUCAUUCUUUUGUUAUAGAAAAAUAAUUUUCAA